AUGGAGAGGAUGAUUAUUUUCUGUAUGCUUUUAUUCUGUGCCAGAGUGGCACUGGGUGCAGCUCAACACAAAACAGCAAAAUACAAACAGGUUUUGAAGACAAUUAAACGGUUAGCACCCACAGUGAAAGAUAAGGAUGUUGAACUUCUGCAUACACCAGAAAACCCUGUGGAUGGAUGCCUGUUCACAGCUGUGAGCUGCUUCCAGAAGGGUGUACUGAAAUUACAGCCACAAACCAGCCAAGUAAAUCCUACAUUCAGCCACGCUGUCAGAAUCCUGAAGUCCCCCUUUGGGAACCCCGGAGAGAAUUGUGAGACUCCAUGUGAAUCUUACGAGAAAAAAAAGCCCAAAGAGUUUUUGAAGAGCUUUGAAAAACUAAUCCAAAAG
Merops nubicus (carmine bee-eater) is the source of this 387-nucleotide messenger RNA. RefSeq names its product interleukin 21 (gene IL21). The annotation marks the transcript as partial. Gene Ontology annotation, biological process: positive regulation of natural killer cell mediated cytotoxicity; immune response. The record is from RefSeq and is a predicted model, not a curated record. Gene Ontology annotation, cellular component: extracellular region. The transcript is spliced from 4 exons. Gene Ontology annotation, molecular function: cytokine receptor binding. Lineage: Eukaryota; Metazoa; Chordata; Aves; Coraciiformes; Meropidae.